This is a messenger RNA of Vicia faba (fava bean), 1437 nucleotides long. NCBI's taxonomy places the organism in Eukaryota, Viridiplantae, Streptophyta, Magnoliopsida, Fabales, Fabaceae. The record is from the annotation of a GenBank genome assembly.
AUGGGGUUUAGGGAUAAUGGAAUUCAAGCAGGGAGUUUGGAUGUGGGGAAGAAGUCAAAGGGAAAGAUGAACAAGGGUGGUGAUGAUGAGAAGGAAAUUGGAUGUUGUGUUAAAUUUUAUUGCUUUGGAAAGUGUAUACCUUCAAGAUCAAAAGUUGAUUCUUCCAAAAGUGGCACCACAAGUGCUUAUAGUAUUAGUGUGGAAAAAACAUCUGCAUGUGAGAAAAGGGAAGGGGAAAGGAGUGCUCCACCGGGAUCUUCGACAACUAGUAAUGCAGAAAGUAUCCCUUCUACUCCGAAAAUUAGUGAGGAGUUGAAGUUUUCUUCUGAUUUGAGAAAAUUCACAUUCGUUGAGCUAAAGAUGGCAACUAGGAAUUUUCGACCCGAGAGUCUUCUUGGUGAGGGAGGAUUUGGUUGUGUAUUCAAAGGUUGGAUUGAAGAGAACGGAACUGCACCUGUGAAACCAGGUACUGGACUUACCGUUGCAGUCAAGACCCUCAACCAUGAUGGACUUCAGGGUCACAAAGAGUGGCUUGCUGAGUUAAACAUUCUUGGUGAUAUUGUUCACCCGAAUCUGGUUAAAUUGAUUGGUUUUUGUAUCGAAGAUGAUCAAAGAUUAUUGGUUUAUCAGUUUAUGCCGCGUGGAAGUUUGGAGAACCACCUCUUCAGAAAAGGGUCCUUGCCUCUUCCGUGGGCCAUUAGAAUGAAAAUUGCGCUCGGCGCAGCAAAAGGACUUAAUUUUCUCCAUGAAGGAGCUCAAAGGCCUAUAAUCUAUCGUGAUUUCAAGACGUCUAAUAUUCUAUUAGAUGCGGAAUAUAAUGCAAAGCUCUCUGAUUUUGGACUUGCUAAAGAUGGUCCUCAAGGUGAAAAUACACAUAUAUCAACAAGAGUUAUGGGAACAUAUGGUUAUGCAGCUCCGGAGUAUGUAAUGACCGGUCAUUUGACAUCAAAAAGCGACGUCUAUAGUUUUGGCGUAGUGCUACUUGAAAUGCUCACUGGCCGACGGGCUGUUGAUAAGAAUAGACCGAACGGGGAACACAACCUUGUCGAGUGGGCGAGACCUGUACUAGGAGAACGAAGAUUGUUAUUCCAGAUAAUCGAUCCUCGUCUCGAAGGUCACUUCUCGGUCAAAGGAGCACAGAAAGCCGCCCAACUAGCCGCUCAAUGCCUUAGCCGCGAUCCAAAACUCAGACCUAUGAUGAGUGAAGUUGUUCAAGCUCUAAAGCCUCUGCAAAACCUCAAAGACAUGGCUAUCACGUCGUAUCACUUUCAAGUCGUGCGAGUAGAUCGUACGAUGUCGAUGCCGAAAAACGGUGCGCAAUCACAGUUAACAUCUUUAUCGAAGAAAGGUCAGCCUAUGAGGAUAUUGUCGAGUCCAAAUGGUCAAAACGGUUCUCCGAAUUAUCAUUAUAUCAAGUCGCCUAAACCUAAUGGAUAG